AGUGCAGAUAAAACACACGCGCGCGCAAACGCACACGAGCUUAAAGUAAAAGACCUCCUGCCCCGGAAAUGCUAACUUCAAAGGCAAGCGUCGGCGCGUCCGCCAUAUUGAAAAGGUCGAGAAUCAGUCAAGACCGCAGUGUGUGCGCAGGUCGGAUGCCUUUAAAUAUCGUGAUCUCUGCAGCUUUGCUGAGCUCAGAUGCAGAUGCGCUCCAUCCCCCUCUCUCCAUCCCCCUACCUCCAUCUCUCUCUCUCUCUCUCUCUCUCUCUCUCUCUCUCUCUCUGAUCCUCAAUUCUGCAUGGGCGGUGAAAGCGGGGGUCGUGCUGACUCAUGCCCUGUUCUACGUGGUCCAGCUGAAUGGAGCCGCACGUAGCGGCGGACGGCGAGAAGAGCGCGCGCCGGUACCCUCUUGCCCCGUAGGCAUGCGCGCGCGUGCAGGUGGGGCUGCUCUACACCGCGAUGAUCGCUGCGGCGUUUCUGGUUCUGCUGCGACCCCUGAGCCUCCAGUGCGUGCUACUGCUCAUCCUGCUCCUGCUGGGCACCGUGGCCACCAUCCUUUUUCUCUGCUGCUGGCAUCGGAGGCUUCGCCAUGAGAAGAUCCCAAUAAAAUCCGUCUUCUCCAGGCGAUCGCGGAGUCGUGAAGCUGGUCUCCGGACGCAUCAUUUUCGAUCCGAGGUUUUUCGCCACAGUCCACGCCAUGGCCGGAGGGGUGUAAGAGCUCGAGUGUGUGAAGAGAGGCCUGUGCUUGAUCCAGCAGAAAGUGAGCCUGAGUCUUGCAGUGCUGUGAGGAAACGCAAAGUGACCAAGAGAGUCCAGCCAGAGUUUUAUCACUCCGUCCAAGUAACACCCACACGCAGACCAAGCUCAGGAUCCGGGAACGCGUCUCUGCGGUGCUCCAUGUCUUCAUCAGCCGAUUUCUCAGAUGAGGAUGACUACAGCGUGAGGUCGGGAUGUGUGUCGCCGGCACCCGGAGACACCCUUCCGUGGAAUUUACCGCGCCACGAGCGCUCUAAACGCAAGAUCCACGGCGGCUCGGUGUUGGACCCGGCCGAGAGAGCCGUGCUCAGGAUCGCAGAUGAAAGAGACAGAGUGCAGAAAAAGACGUUUACAAAAUGGAUCAACCAGCAUCUCCUCAAGGUACGAAAGCACGUCAACGACCUGUAUGAGGAUUUGCGAGAUGGACAUAACCUGAUCUCGUUGUUGGAAGUCCUGUCUGGUGACAAAUUGCCUCGAGAGAAAGGCCGCAUGCGCUUCCACAGACUGCAGAACGUACAGAUCGCACUGGACUACUUGAAAAGGCGGCAGGUGAAACUAGUAAACAUCCGAAACGACGACAUCACAGACGGCAACCCGAAACUGACACUGGGGUUAAUAUGGACCAUAAUUCUGCACUUUCAGAUUUCAGACAUCCAUGUCACAGGAGAGUCCGAGGACAUGACAGCGAAGGAGAGGCUUCUGCUCUGGUCCCAGCAGAUGACCGAGGGCUACGUAGGGGUCCGCUGUGAAAACUUCACCACUUCCUGGAAAGAUGGAAGACUGUUCAACGCUAUCAUUCACAAAUACAGACCUGACCUGGUGGAUAUGAGCAAAGUAUCAACACAGAGCAGCAGAUCAAACCUGGAGCAAGCGUUCACAGUGGCUGAGCAGCUGGGUGUGGCUCGGCUGCUGGAUCCAGAGGAUGUGGAUGUCACAACUCCGGAUGAAAAGUCCGUCAUUACCUACGUCUCAACGUUAUAUGACGUCUUCCCUAAAGUCCCGGAUGGUUUCGAGGGCAUCAGUGCCAAUGAUGUGGACGUUAAAUGGGUGGACUACCAGAAUAUGGUGAAUUACCUCAGCCAAUGGAUCAAACAUAACGUGUCUGUCAUGUCAGACAGAAACUUUCCUGUUAACCCUGUGGAACUUAAGGCACUUUAUUUGCAGUAUCUGCACUUCAAGGAGAGUGAAAUCCCACUGAAGGAGAAUGAAAAGACCAAAAUCAAGCAUCUGUAUAAAAUGUUAGAGGUGUGGAUCGAGUUUGGUCGCAUUCAUUUGCCGGAGGGUUACCACCCUAACGAUGUGGAGAAGGAAUGGGGCAAGCUGAUCGUGGCCAUGCUUGAGAGAGAGAAGAGCCUCAGGCCUGAGGUCGACAGACUUGAAAUGCUGCAGCAAAUCGCAGACAGAGUUAAGCGAGACUGCGUGGCAGGAGAAGACAAAUUAACCUUAGCACGUGCAUCUCUACAAUCUGAUAUAAAAAGGUUUGAAUCUGGGAUCCAAUUGCAGAACGAGCCUGAAAUUGCAGGAUACCUACUGGAAUGUGAGAACCUACUGAGGCAACAAGUGGUUGACAUCCAGAUUUUACUGGAUGGGAAGUUCUACUUGGCAGAUCAGCUUGUUCAAAGGGUCUCCAAGCUUCGUGAUGACCUGCUGACACUCAGAACAGAAUGCUCCUCGGUGUACAGCAAAGGGCGCAGUCUGAGCACGGAACAGACCAAGAUGAUGAUCUCCGGCAUCACACAGAGUUUGAACUCUGGAUUCUCGCAGAACCUGAACGUGGGUUUAAGUCCGGCUCUCACACCAGGCUCUGGGCUUUCCUCAAGUUUUACCCCUGCUCUGACUCCAGCACUGACACCAGGAAUGACCCCGGCAUUGACACCAGGAAUAACCCCAGGAUUGCCCUCGGCAUUGAUACCUGGCUUGCAGCCUACCUUGAGGAUCGGAGGCUCUAUGGAGCCUGGGAUGCUCCAGCACAUGAAGCACAUGCAGAUCCGCAAGCCAAUGCUGAAAGCUUCAUUAGUUGACCCGAGUUUGUCUGAGGAAGAGGUCAAUAUGAAGUUUGUCCAGGAUUUGCUAAACUGGGUGGAAGAGAUGCAGGUACAACUCGAUCAGAGCGAAUGGGGAUCCGAUCUCCCGAACGUCGAGUCUCAUUUAGAAAAUCACAGAAAUGUUCACAGAGCCAUCGAAGACUUCCAGAUGAGCAUUAAGGAAGCAAAAAUGAGUGAGAUUCAGAUGACCCACCCACUGAAACAGAGUUACUCAGACAAACUGGGGCUUUUAGAAAGCCAGUACGGCAGACUACUUAACUCUACCAAGGAGCGACAGAAACACCUGGACAGCCUGCAUAACUUUGUCUCGCAUGCCACCCGAGAGUUAAUUUGGCUUAACGAGAAAGAGGAAGAGGAGGUAGCUUUUGACUGGAGUGAGCGCAAUAGCAAUAUCUCCAGGAAGAAAGAUUACCAUUCUGAUCUGAUGAGAGAGCUGGAUGAGAAGGAAGGGGCAAUCAGGUCAGUGCAGGAUCAGGCCGAUGUCCUUUUACAACAGAACCAUCCGGCUCGGCUUACUAUAGAGGCAUAUAAGGCGGCCAUGCAAACCCAGUGGAGCUGGAUCCUGCAGCUCUGCUACUGUGUGGAGCAGCACCUGAAAGAGAAUGUGAUUUACUUUGAGUUUUUCAACGAUGCCAAAGAGUCUAUGGACUACCUUAAAAGCCUUCAAGAUUCAAUCGCGAGGAAGUAUGGGUGUGACCGGACUAGCAGUCUGCACAGACUGGAGGAUCUCAUACAGGAGUCUAUGGAUGAAAAGGAGCAGCUCCUUCAGUACCGCAGCACUGUGGCGAGCUUGGUGGGACGCGCAAAGUCUGUGGUUCAGCUCAAGCCCCGCAACCCAGAGAACCCUCUACGGAGUUCCCUACCUGUCAAGUCCAUCUGUGACUACCGCCAGAUUGAGAUCACUAUCUACAAAGAUGAUGAGUGUGUGCUGGCGAAUAACUCACACCGAGCUAAAUGGAAGGUGAUCAGCCCUUCAGGGAACGAGGCCAUGGUUCCUUCUGUUUGCUUUACCGUGCCUCCACCCAAUAAGGAGGCGGUUGAGAUGGCCAGCAGGAUCGAGCAGCUGUAUCAGAAGGUUCUCGCACUGUGGCACCGCUCUCACGUGAACAUGAAGAGUGUGGUGUCCUGGCAUUACCUGAUGAUGGAUAUCCGCGACAUCCGCAAAAGCACAGUUGCUUCUAUUAAGACUAUGUUGCCUGGCGAGCACCAGCAGGUCCUGAGCAGCUUGCAGUCCCACUUUGAGGAGUUCUUGGAGGACAGCGAGGAAUCUGAGGUCUUCACGGUGGCAGACUGCACUCAGCUAGAGAGAGAGGUGCUGGCUUCGAAAGAGUACUAUGAGGAAUUGCUGAAGUCUGCAGAGAGAGAGGAACACGAGGAAUCCGUCUACAACAUGUUCAUAUCUGAUGUGAGGAACUUUCGCAUGCGCGUUGAAGCCCAUGAGGAGCAGCUGAUUCGGCAGGUCCGCUCACCUCUGGAACGAGACGACCUAAAGGCCAUUAUGCAGCGCAUUAUUGAUCAGGAGAGGAAGAAGGCCGAGCUGGAUCGGUUGAAUGAGGAUCUGGAGGUGCUGAAGGAGAAGUGUGAAGCGUUCCUCAGACAGGCUGCUAACUCUCCAUCAGUGCCCACACUGUCCUCCGAGCUCAACGUGCUCACUCAGAGCAUGGCUCAGGUCUACUCCAUGUGCUCCAUUUACCUGGAAAAGUUGAAGACGGUGAGUUUGGCGAUGAAACACAGCCAGAGUGCCGAAGCUUUGGUCAAAUUGUACGAAGGCAAACUAUGCGAGGAAGAUGCGGUCACUGGUGACAUCAGGUCUAUUGAUGCGGUUAUGAGCACGCUCAAGCAAUGGAGGUCUGAGAUCGACGAAAGAAGAGAGAUAUUCCACGAUCUGGAGGACGAGCUGCAGAAAGCCAGAGCUAUCAGCGACCGGAUGUUUAAAACCCAUAACGAACGGGACUUUGAUCUUGACUGGCACAAGGAGAAAGCCGAACAGCUUGGAGAGAGAUGGAGGAACGUCCACUCUCAAAUUGAAAACAGACUUCGAGACCUGGAAGGCGUCAGCAAGUCCCUGAAAUACUUUAGAGAUGCAUACAAUAACCUUGAUGAGUGGAGCAAAGAGAUGGAGGUCAAUCAGCUGAAAACCCAAGAGAACCAGCCAGAAGACAGCAAAGCUUUGGCUGAGUUAUUAAAUCAACAGAAGGUUCUUGUUGCGGAAAUCGAACGUAAGCAGACUAAGAUAGAUGAAUGUCAGAAGUACUCAGAGCAGUACUCAGCUGGAGUGAAGGAUUACGAGCUUCAGCUGAUGACCUACAGGGCCAUGGUGGACUCUCAGCACAAGUCCCCAGUGAAGCGGAGGAGGAUGCAGAGCUCAUCAGAUGCUAUCCAGCAGGAGUUUAUGGAUCUCCGCACUCGCUACACAGCACUGGUCACUCUCAUGACGCAGUAUGUGAAGUUUGCGAGUGAAACUCUGAAAAGGGCCGAAGAAGACGAGAGGAGGACAAGCGUGGACAAAGCAGAGUAUAGGAGCUGGUUCGAUAGUGUGGAGCUGCAGAAGGUGGCUAGUGAAGAGGAGCUCUCCAGGCUCAAGCGACAGAGGUCUGUCGAGGAGGAGCGAAAAGAGCACGGUGAGAAAGUUAGCAAGUUGUUAGACUGGAUGUCUGAUGUGAAAUCGGACGUGAACAAAAACGGAAAGGCUGUAAGUGAUGACAGAGGCAGCACAGAGAGCGCUAAUAAGCCUCAGAUUCCUAUUGAAGAAGUCUUGUCAAAGAAGGAACAAAUAACCGAAGCAUUAAGAAGUACACAGCAGAGAUUAACCAAGUACAGUGACAAAAUGUCAGAGGAGGAAAAGUGUGAAGCGGAAAACCAGCUAAAACUCCUCCAGCAGGCCUACAAUGACCUCUCUGAGAUGAGUGAAGACCAGACACAAUGUGCUGAACAGGAGUUCGAAGUCAUCGAAGGCGUUCUCGAUGUGGGAAAAGGAGCCGUGCUGUCUGUAUGCCGUGCAGUGCAGAACGGUCUCCUCGACCACUGCACUGGGCUCAGUCUCCUUGGAGCUCAGCUCAUAACAUCUGAGCUCAUCCUACCUGAAUUCCACAUGUGUCUCGACUUGGAGGAUGCGUUCAGGCACAACCUGGUGGAUGAACCCAUGUAUGAGCAAUUGCAAGACUUGAACGAAGCCUAUAAAUGCAUUCAGAGUCCACGUUACGCCUUUGAGCCCUUGCCAGCCGUAGCUGCGAUGAAGGACGGAGCGAUUUCUGAACGUCUAGCUGUGAAGAUCGUUGAGAUCCAGCUUGCCACUGGUGGGUUACGAGUGACACUUACUGGAGAGAGUUUAAGUCUUGAGAGGGCGUUUGAAUUUGGCCUGAUUCCCAACUCUCUCUACAUUCAAAUAUUGCAAAGACAGAAUACCUGGAAGGAUUUGAUCGAUCCAAAUACGGCUGAAAAGGUGUCUCUCAUUCAGCUUGUUCAGAGGAGCAUUGUGCAUGAGGAGACAGGGCUUCGCUUGCUAGCGGUGAAGUCCAAGCACGACGGAAGCAUAGCGUUCACGUCUGGGAGAGACGUUAGCAUUUUGAGAGCGACACACGAUGGUUUGAUCGAUCGAGAUACAAUGAUCCGUCUGCUGAGUGCGCAGCUCUUUGCAGGAGGCAUAGUCGAUCCUAGAACAAGCUCUAAGCUUACCGUAGAGGAAGCCGUUUCCGAGGGUCUGAUUGAUGAGGACACUGCUGGUGAAAUUCUUAGCUAUCAAGCCCAACACGGUGGCAUCGUGAACCCUAAAAGCGGAGCUAGACUGACAGUCGACGAAGCUGUCCAGUGCGAUUUAAUAAGCUCAAGAAGUGCUCUGUUAGUUUUGGAGAGGCAAAAAAGUUUCAUGGGCCUCCUGUGGCCUCAAUCUGGUGAAAUCCUGACCGUCUCCAUGUCCAUGCAGCACGAAAUCCUCACUGAGAAACUGGCGCAUGAGCUCCUGUGUAACCGACGUAAAAUCGUGGCGUUUUACAUUCCCGAGAACUCUGAGGUCGUUGAUAUUGAUUCUGCUGCCGACAACGGUUUUAUCAAUAGAUGCACAGUAGAUUUUCUGAAAACUAUCGAGAUACCAGAUAUCUUUCCUGCCAUAGAGGAUCUCAAUGACAGAUUUUCAUCCUGGCUAGUAAUGCGUGAGCUUCAGAUUGAGGGUUCUGAUCGAUCCAGAGAAGGACUGGAUGCUGAUGAAAAGAGUAUAAAUGCACCAUCUUCCAUGGAAGCCAAGCAGCUUUUUGUUUCGUUUUUAAUGAUGAACAGCUACAUGGACCCUAAAUCAGGGCAGAGGCUUUUAAUUUUUGAUAGGCAGCUAAAUAAAUUGGCUCAAGUACUGCUAGGAAUAUCAGAAACGCACACACGUGAUUCAUCUACAGAUGAGGACUUUCCAAAUGAUGAACACAUCACACAUAAUGAUCAACUGGCAGUUUUGCAUAUUGAGGAACCUGAAUUAAGGAUAUCAGAAGAGAGAGUUUUAGAGCGUAAUCGUCGUGUAAAGACGAUCGAGUCGGACGGUCUUAUCGCAGGGUCAGGUGAGAUGUUUAAUACGUCAUUUCGUAUUAAAACCGCUUCGACAUCUGAGAUUAAACCACACACAUACAGAAAGUCCCACACGAAUGAAAUGCCUAAUGCGAAAGUUCCACCUUCCACAGAAACUCACAUUAAUCACUUAAAUCAGAAGCGUUUGCUUUCCGAAGACAAGUAUGCACUUUUGAAUCACAGAGAAAAUUCAGUCCAAGCUAAAGACAAAGACCUUCUACAGAGCUCAAAAAUUUGUCCAAGUCCUGAAAAUGCAGAGAUUAGAUCAGAAGAAUUCAGUUGUCUAUCAUUAGACUCAAAUCAAAUAACUAGUCGUUCGGAGAGCUUGAAUACAGUUAGUCAGGAGAAGCUCAGGGGAAUGUUUCCUACAACUGAAAAUCUAUUAGCAACUUUAAGUCAAAUGACUGGUGGAUUAGACUCGACGCUAAAUGAUGUUCAGGAGAAAGACAGUGUUGAGAUCCUUCCUGUGGACUUCAGUGAAAAAUCUCAGAGUAGUGUAAACUCAUCAUUCAUCUCAAAUACAGUUCUUUAUAAACACGUCACUGCUGAGGAUUUCACUGAAACACUCGAUCCAACUACUGAACAUGCAAUGCCAAGGCCAGAUGAAGUCAAUAAUCUAUUAGCGACUUCAACAGAGUUAACCACUACUUUGGAUUUAUCCAUUACCCCAAAAAUAGUCAGCGAUGAGAAGGUUGAGGAGUGCAUCAAAAAAUGUUCAAGUACUGAAUACCCAUUAAUGAGAACAACUGAAAGCAACGCUCUAUUAACAAAAAGAUCAGAAUCCAGUAGUGGCUCAGCAUCAAGCUUGAACUUGAUCACUGAUGAAGAGUUUAAUAAAAAAAACGGUCUUAACAUUGAUCGCUCAGACACAACGUAUAGCUUACAGACAGCGAGUAACAAAGUCAUCAAUGAUGGAGAUACAAGUGAUGAAGUUGAAAAAGACAAACAUCUUUCAGAAAACAGUAGUUUGGACACCUUUAAGAUCGUUAGUGAUGAAGCCAUCUUAUAUAAAGGUCUUUCCGAAAAAUGUCCAAGUACUGAAAAUGCCAUGAAAAGACCAGAAGAUGCUCGUCUAUCAACAAAUUCAGAACAAAUGCCCAUUGGUUUAGACUUAGAGUUCCUGUUUGAGACAGAUGCUGAGAUCAGUGCUCUGGAGAAAGAGCAUUGUUUUGAAAUCCCUUUUGAGGACUUCAGUGUAAAAUGUCCAGGUACAAUAAAUAGAGCAGAAGAAAACACACAUCCAUCAGCAAAACAAAUGAUCAGUAGUUUAGACUUAACCUUGAAUUCAGUAAAUGAAAAGACCACUGAUGAUGUGUUUGGUAAUAAAUGUCCAGAUACUGAAAAUGUCAAGGGAGAACGUCCUCAAUUAACAUGUUCACCCCAAAUGAUCUGUAGUUUGGACUCCUUGCUCACAUUAAAGACAGUUAGUAAUAAGACCACUGAUGAUGCGCAUGGGGUUCAAUGUCUAAAUACUGAAAGUGCAGAUGAAGCUUCUUUAUCAUCAUUCACCAUCAGAACAAGCAGUGAUGAAAUCCCUGCUGAGGAUUUUAGUCAAAAAUGUCCCGAAAAUGCAGUGAACAACACAGAAAAAUCCACAACUUCAAUAACGACUAGCAAUUUGGAUUCAUUCACUAGAAAGCCAUAUUGUGAUCUCACUGAUGAAGGUCCAAGCACUGAAAAUGUUGGGAACCAGAUGGAAAAAAACACUCCUCUAAGCACCUCAGUUUCCAGUUGUUUAGACUCGUUGUCCAUCUUAAAGACUGAUAGUGACGAGAUUCCUGAAAGGUUGUAUAACAAAAGUCCAAACACAGAAUCUGAAACACCAAAAACAAAUCACUUAUCAGGAAAUACUGAGAAUACAGUGAGAAGCAACUCAACCCAAAUAACCAGCAGUUUGGAUUCAUCAUUCACCAUCAGAACAAGCAGUGAUGAAAUCCCUGCUGAGGAUUUUACUCAAAAAUGUCCUGAAAAUGCAGUGAACAGAACAGAAAAGUCCAAAUCUUUAUUAACGACUAGCAAUUUGGACUCAUUAACUAUAAAGCCAUGUUGUGAUCUCACUGAUGAAGGUCCAAGCACUGAAAAUUUUGUGAACCAGAUGGACAAAAACACUCCUCUAAGCACCUCGAGACAAAUGGUUUCCAGUUGUUGUUCAGACUCGUUGUCCAUCUUAAAGACUGAUAGUGACGAGAUUCCUGAAAAGUUGUAUAAUAAAAGUCCAAACACAGAAUCUGAAGCACCAAGAACAAAUCACUUAUCAGGAAAUACUGAGAAUACAGUGAGAAGCAACUCAACCCAAAUAAUCAGUAGUUUGGAUUUGGAGAUUAAUAAUCUGUUAACACCUUCAACACAGCUGACAAAUACUUUAAACUGGACAAAAUCUGGAAAGUUCGAUGAAAAAUCUCCAAGUACUCAAAGUGAAGUAGAUGAAUUAGAGGCAGAUGAUGUAACUUUUGAAGGUUUUGGUGCUGAAAUGAAAAAUGCAGAGCAAAAUGAUCAUCUCUUAACAAUUCCAGCACAAAUAACCAGUAGCCUGAACUCAUCAUUUAUGCUAGCACCAGACAGUGAAGAACCUCCCAGUACUGAAAGUAGCCUGAACUCACAGUUCCCUUCAAAGAACACAAAUGUGGAGUUUGCUGAAAAACCUUCAAGUGCAGAAAACUCCAUGAAAAUCUCAAACGAUGUCUCUCAAGCUUUAAUAACUCCAGCUAGGAGUUUGGACGACUCAUGUGUCAUCUCAAAAACAGCCCAUGUAGAUGAGAUCACUGCUGAGAGACUUGAUGUAAAAUGUACUGAAAAUGAGAUAAAAAUAUUGCAAAAAGAUUCUGACACAAUGCAGGAUAUAUUUAGCUCAGAUUCAUAUUCUGAACUUAAGAUGACCGAGUUUCCUGUUGAGAAAUGUACUGAAAAUGUUGUGAAGAGAAGUGAGGAAGAUACUCUUCCAUUAACAAGCAGUAGUUUGGAGUCGUUUAUCUUAAAGACGGUUAGUAAUGAGAUCACUGAUGACACAUUUGGAGAAAACUCUAAAACGUCACUGAGGACCGUUGAAGCGACUCGUCCGUUAACAAACUUAACAACCAGCAGUUCAGAUUCAAAAUUCAACCUAAUGACUGAUAAUUAUGAGAUCUGCUCUGAGGAUCAAAGUGAAAAAUGUCCAAGUACUGAAAAUGCAGUGAACAAACUGGAGGAAUCCACCAACUCAUUACCAAACACAACACAGGAGAUAAAUAGGUUAGAUUCAUCAAUCACCAUAAAAACAGAUGUUGAAAACAGUCCAAAUACUGAAAAUGCAGUGAACAGAACUGAGAAAUCUUCUGCUCAAUUAACAAAUUUGGAAAAAAUCAUCAAAAGUUCAGAUUUUUCAUUUACCAUCAUGACAAAUAGUGAUGAAAUCGUUGAAGACCCAAGUAUAAAAUGUUCAAAUUCUGAAAAAGAAGUGGAAGAAAGUCCUUUAUUGACAAGUUCAGUGCAAAUGAGAAGUGAUUUGGAGUCUUUGCUAAUCUCGAAGAUGGUUAGUGAGUUAGGAACAGCUGAGGACCAAACAAAAAAAUGUCCAUGUACUGAAAAUUCAGUGAACAGAACAGAAGAAUUCAGUCCUCAAUUCAGUAUUUCGGAUUCCUCCUAUCUUACCUUAAAGACGGUUAAUGAGGAGACCACCUAUGAUGUGUUUGUUACUAAAUAUCCGGAUACUGAAAAUGCAGUGAACAAAACAGAAGAAGUUGAGAAAGUUCCACUGAUCAGUAGUUUGAACUCCUUGCUCAAAUUAAAGACAGUUAGUAAUCAGACCACUGAUGACGUGUUCCGUGUCCAGUGUCCAAAUACGGAAAAUACAGUGAGGAAAUCAUCUGAAGCUUCUUUAUCAUCAAAGUUAACACAAAUAACCAGCAGUUUGGAUUCAUCAUUCACCAUCAGAACAAGCAGUGAUGAAAUCCCUGCUGAGGAUUUUAGUCAAAAAUGUCCUGAAAAUGCAGUGAACAGAACAGAAAAAUCCAAAACCUCAUUAACGACUAGCAAUUUGGACUCAUUCACUAGAAAGCCAUGUUGUGAUCCCAUUGAUGAAGGUCUUAACACGGAAAAUUUUGUGAACCGGAUGGAAAAAAACACUCCUCUAAGCACCUCGACCCAAAAGGUUUCCAGUUGUUCAGACUCGUUGUCCAUCUUAAAGACUGAUAGUGAGGAGAUUCCUGAAAAGUUGUAUAACAAAAGUCCAAACACAGAAUCUGAAGCACCAAGAACAAAUCACUUAUCAGGAAAUACUGAGAAUACAGUGAGAAGCAACUCAACCCAAAUAAUCAGUAGUUUGGACGCAAGUCCAGUUUCUGAGCAUCUGAGGGAAGAAUGUACUAAGAAUCUAGUGAGAACUUCAGAGGUCACCACCGAUGCGUUGACACACACAAUGCAGACGACCAGUUUGAAUUCUAGAUUGGAUUUGAAGGUGCUAAGUGACGUUCCAUCAGCUGUUGGUUAUGAUCCAGGAAAACACGAUGAGGUUAAGCAAAUGAUCCAGAAUGCUUUAGAAGAUCUUUCCAAUUCAGAUUAUUUGGAUACCCAAUACCAUGUUCGCAAAAAAGAGAAUCAUCAUGGCGAUAACAUUUCUAGAGAUGUGGCUUUUAAUGAAGCAGCAGAAAACCAGAAGGGAAGUUCUGCUUGCAGUGACUCAGGAAUUUCCUGUUCAUUGCAAAGUCAUAUUUAUUCUGAAGAAAAGAACUCAGAGAGCAUAGCAGCAGAUACAUUCAUUAAUCUGAGAGGUUCAGGAAGCUUAGAUAGAAGGAUAGAAGAGAUCGAAACAUUAACCGAUAACGAAACAAAUGUAUCUUCUUCUACGGUACUUCUACGUUUAGGUGAAAAUGUGCAAGAUCAGGAAGAAGGUGUGUUGUCCCAGUCAUUAGAUAUGAACGAGAACACUCUAGAUCAGUGUACAGUUAGCAAGAUCAUGAAUGGACCUGAGCAUGAGGGCAAGUCAGGAACAGUUGAAGACCAUGCCUCAUUCAGAUCAGAAGAGACCCAAUCCAGUCAAAUUGUUGAUAAUAAGACAAGUGAUGAAUUUGACUUGGUCAAUCUCAACACCUCAGAGUCUAUCGACAGCUCACAGUUUUGUUGUGGAGAUACUUUGAGAACACGUUCCACCUUGAAGCUGCUGCCAGAUGGAACUCCCAGUGAUGACUUAACUGAGUAUGGAGUACCUGAUGUAUUGGUUGAGUCUAGCUUCCCUAACUCAGGCUUUGUUAUAUUUGAGAAAAAAGGUACAGAAUCAUCACAGGAACAAACCUCAAUCACUCCAGAGCACAUUGUGAAAAAACAAUCUUCAGAAUCUGUUACUCUGAAGUCUAAUAUUCCACAAAAUUCAUCAUGUGUAGACUUGCUAACUGCUCGAACUCCCCAAGACUCCACUGAUGUUCACCCACAUGCAGAUAAACUGUGUGUGGAUUCUUCAGUGUCAGCGAGUGACUUUCAACCAGCUUAUUUACAUCAACUCAUAAAAACUGUAGCUAAUGAAGCAGUAAAUAAGACCCCUAACAAGCAGAUGAAAGGGUGUGGUACCAGUGAGAGCAUCUCACAGACUACUGCACCUCAACAUGACUCAAACAUCACUCAAUUCCUUGUUGAAAGCAAAGAUCCUGGUCUGCUUAAGGGUUUGAGCGAACAUGAGCAAAAUCUUCCAGGGUUUAGAAAUCAGCAGGAGUCUCCACCUGAACCCGAUCCAGUACGACCAAGUCAUUCAGUACUUGUGCAGUCAGAGUUUCUAGAAGAGAUCCAGAAGAUUUCUGCCGAAGACCCAAAAACGUUAGUAGACGAUAACGUCUUUCGGACAGAUUUGUCCAAUAAGCAGGAAACGGUUUCAACCACCGAGGAGGUCAAAGUAAGACCCAGAAUAUGCUCCACCCAACAGUACUUGGAAUGUGUUGGUAAACUCCAGGAUCACUAUGAUGCACUGGAAGACAUCAGGAAGGAUUUUUUGACCCAAGCUCCUUUAGAAGCCCACAUUGAAGGAUUACAAGCCCAACUGGAAGCAGCUCAGUCUUUAGAGGAACAGCUCGCUGCAUUUCCUGGCAUCUUCACGUCCGAUCUGGCGUUAGCCGAGCAGCUUUUAAAAUCUGCUGAUGAACUCAUCCCCACACAAAUCCAACACGAUCUAGCUUCGGUUUUUGUAGAUUUGCAAGCAGCAUUCACGGGUGUUUGCCAUUUGUCGUGUGAAAGACGUAACACAAUUCUCCAGGCCAUUGAUGUAGCCGAGGCAAAUCUGGAGCAGACAUAUCAAGAUCUCCUCAGCUCCGUUGACAAGUUGUCGUCUGGUAUUCAGGAAAAGUGUCAGACGCUACGUAAGCUGGACAUCUUAAACACAGACGACUUGAAUACAGUUAAACAUAAGAUUCAGCAAAAUAAGGACCUGGAGAAGAACCUGUCUGGCACGCGACAGAACCUGGACGAUGCGGCUUUCGAUGUCCAGAACUUCAUAUCUGAGCAUGCCCAGGUCCUAAACCCAGCGCAGAACAGACAGAUGCUGAAAUCACUCAGUGCCACGCAGAGAGCUUUUAAGGAACUGAAGGACCGUGUGUUUACUCAAAGGCACACACUGGACCUCCAUUUGGAGAUCUGUGAGGAUGAGAUACAGCAGCAGAAUGCUGUUGAGAAGCAGAAGGAGUUUGUAGACAAGCUGCAGGAGCUGUGUGAAGACCUGAAGCAGACUGAGAACCGCCUCAUCGGCCACCAGCAGCAAUCCAACAAUGCAAAGAGUGUUGGAGACCUUCAGCAGUUCCAGCAGGAGAACCAGGCUCUGCAGAAGGACAUCCAGGCUAAUGUAAGCGCACUAAAUGAAGUCAUCAGUAGCACUAAGAAGUUCCUGGAGGAGAACCGGAGCAAACUGACACCCGAGCAAGUGGCCGCUAUUGAGCUUAAGGUGGAAGAGGUGAAGAGCAAAGCAAACAUGCUGAACCAGAGAGCAGAGGAAACUAAGAAAGAACUGGAGAAAGUGGUGACCACUGUUAUCAAACAGGAGACAGAAAAGGUUGCGGCUGUGGAACAACUCGAACAGACCAAAAACAAAAUAGAGGUUCUGUUAGAUUGGGUAUCUAAUAUCGGGAAAGAAAAAGAGAUGGACGGAUCGGCCAAAGAGAACGGGAACAUGCCAGUAGAUGGAAAAUUAACAGGAAGGGAAGAUGAUCCUAAUGGAAAUGCACUGGACACCACAGAUAACAUCUCACAGUGGUCAGGUGAAGACACGAAAGAACUGGAUAUAGAUCAGCAGUAUGAGAGGCUUAAGGCUCACCACCAAGAGAUCCUCUCCCAGCAGCAGGACCUCAUCAUCGCCACACAGUCCGCCCAGGCUCUGAUGGACAAGCAGGCAGACGUUCUCUCUCCAUCUGAAAAAGAGAAGCUCCAGAAGGACAUCCACGAUCUUCGAGGACGCUACGAGGCCUCACUCACCCAGGCCGAGCAGCAGAUGAAGCAGAUGCGAAGCGUUCAGGAGGAGCUUCGCAAGUUCCAAGGCGACUACGAGGAUUUUGGAGUUUGGCUUCAGCAGGCCCAGGAGCAGCUGGAAGAGCUCGGAGCCCCAACAGGCCACUUGGAUGUUCUGCAGGAGAAGCUUCAGCGGCAGAAAAGUUUCUACGAAGAUGUGAUCUGUCACAAAGGAGACUUGCGUUUUAUCACAAUCUCAGGCCAGAAAGUGCUGGAUGUGGCCAAGUCCUGCGAGGUGGACACUUCAGGAACGUGUGCUGCCGUGAAGGAGAAGCUGGAUUCCACCGCUACACGAUACAAAGUCAUGCACACUCAAUGCAACCAGCUUGGAAACAAUAUCAAAGAUGUCGUGGACAAAUACAAGAAGUAUGAAGAUGCCACUAGUGGCCUACUAACGUGGCUCAAUAGUUCUGAGGCUGAAGCAAGAAAGCAGCAGUCAGAAGCUAUUGCUGCAGACCCUCAAACCCUCCAGAGACAACUGGAAGAAACCAAGGCUCUUCAAGGGCAGACUACUGGCCAUCAGGUAGCUCUGGAGACACUACGCAAAACAGCAGAUGCUCUCGUCACAGUGGAGGGAGACCUGCUCAACAACCAGGAUGAGAUACAGGAAGCAGUUGAUGACAUCGUGGAAAGGUACGAUAACUUGUCCAAGGCAGUGAGUGACCGGAACGAGAAGCUGCUGGUGACGUUAACUCGCUCGUUAAGUGUACAGGACGGUCUGGAUGAGAUGAUGAACUGGAUGAAGAAGGUGGAGGAGAACGUUGGGGAGAAAUCCCAAGUGCUCCUCGACUCAGCUGUUAUUGCCGACGCCCUCAGCAAGGAGGCGGCUCUGGAGCAGGACAUGUCCAGCAGACAGAGCAGUAUCUCCACUAUGAAGGCCAAAGUAAAGAAGUUUGUCGAGACUGCAGAGCCUGUGGCCGCAGCUGCACUCCAGGAAAAGAUGGAGGGUCUCGCGCAACGCUUUGACAAUGCCUGUGAGAAGCACAAGCGGAAGAUUUUACAGAUGGAGCAGCUGAAGGACAAGGUGGAGCAGUUCGAGAAGACAUCUGAGAAGGUCCAGGAGUUUGUUCUAAGACAUUCACACGCUCUCAAUGAGGCUGACGGACCUGGAAAGAAUGUAAAUGAGCUCUCCCAGCUAGUGCAGGAGAUAAAUGCAGAGAUGGCUGAACAUGCAAAGGACAUGGAAACACUGCACGCAUUGUCGAAGGAGCUUUCGAACUCCGGCCCAGAGGGAAGCACGGCUCUAAUUCAGGGCAAGAUGGCCAACCUGUCCAACACAUUUAAUACCUUUAAAGACACUGUUAAAGAGAAAGAGGAGGAGGUGUUGUCUUGCCAGGACCAGCUGGGCGAGUUCAAAGCAGCUGCAGGGGUCUUAAUGAUGUGGCUGGAGGAGACAAAAGAGCAAGUGCCUGUGGUUCAACCCAACUGCAGUGAACAGGUCCUGGGAAAUGACGUGAAGAAAGUCAAUUGCUUGUUAGAAGAAUGGACUGCUAAAGCCCCCGCUGUCCAAAAUAUAAAUAGCACAGGCUCUGCACUGUGUACUUUAAUCAGUGUUUUGACAUCACCAGCCAAAGCCAGAAUGCAUCAUAAAUCAGGUUCAUCACUCAGUAAUGGCUCAGGUCCAGGAGGUCCAUAUCUGACGAAUAAAGAGCUGAUGUUGGUGCAGCAGAACAUGUCCUGCAUCAGUGAUGAUUAUAGCAGUCUUGGGGAGCUGCUGAAGGCCAGAUCAUCAGAGCUAAGUGCUCUGUUGCUAAAGGUCCAAGGGGUCCAACAAGAGUCUCAGUCAACACUGCAGUGGCUGGAGAACAUGAAGAAGACGGCAGUUUCUUGGAACUCUGAGCCAGCAGGCAAAGACUCCGUGAAAAUGCAGAUGGAACGCCAGAAAACUUAUGAGGAAAAAAUGCACCAAAAACAGCAGCCGUACCAAGAACUGAGGGAGAAGCUUCUCCGGCUGAUCGAGGAAAACCCUGAUUCACCCGAGGCAGAGAAAUGGAGGAACAUGCUGAAACAGAUGGAUGAAGGAUGGGAGGAGGUCAGGGGCUGUGUGGAGAAUAGGAAGCAGCAUUUGGAGGAGUCAUCCCGCAUGCUGGAGCUCUUCCAGACAAACCAACCCCAGCUCUUACAGUGGCUUCAAGAGAAAGAUCUGAUGAUGAGUGUUCUAGGCCCGCUAUCUGUAGACCCUAAUAUGCUCAACACACAAAAGCAGCAGGUCCAGAUUCUUCUGAAAGAGUUCGAAGGCCGCAAACCUCAGUAUGAGCAGCUGAAUGAAGCUGCACUGGUUAUCAGUACUGCAUCAGGAAACCAGGACCCUACAGUAGAGGAGGUCCAGAAACAGCUGGAUGCUAUCAUGCAGAAGUGGCGAGGACUGACAAGCCAGCUGUCCGAGCGUGAUGCCCUCAUUGAGCAAGCUGUGGGUAAGACCACUCGGUUCCACGAGCUUUUACGGCAUCUGGGUGAGAGUGCGACCGCACUGGAGUUUCAGCUGAACGGCCAGCAAUCCCUCAGCACACAACCCGAUGCUGUCAAGAAGCAGUUAGAAGCCACGAAUGCUGUCCUGGCAGAGUUGUGCAAGGAGCAAAAAAGGCUAAAGGAGGCAGAAAGUCUGUGUUCUGAACUUUCAGCUUUAGUGACUGAGGAGUAUCUCAGAGCCAAUCUUACAGCACAGCUGGAAAGUGUCUCCAAACCCUUUAAGAUGCUUGAAGACAAAGCAGGAAAGAGGAUUCAGAAUCUCACCUCAACGUUCGCCAGCUCCCAAGAAUUUCAUCGGACAUCUAAAGACUUCCAGAGCUGGCUAGACCAAAUACUGAAGGAGCAGGCUGAGCCUCAUCCAGUCUCAACCAAGGAAGAGACUCUGUUACAAAGUCUAAAGGAGCUUAGCGCUGUCCAGAGUGCACUGAGUCAACAAGAGGAACCAUACAAUAACAUUCUCCGGGAAGCAGAGGCUCUCCUACACAAUACAGAAGGAGAGGAAAAGUUAGCUCUCCAAGGACAGCUCUCGGCCCUCAGGUCCAACUGGGAGAAAGUAAAGCAGGGUGCCAGUGAGAGAGCAGAGAAGCUCAAUUUUGCUAUGGAGAGGACCAGAAAAUACAAAGAACAUGCAGAGAGCUUGAGCACUUGGCUGCAGGAAUGUGAAGACAAGAAAAAUAAAGCAAAUUUCAGUGUGAAUCCUGUGGAAGUCGAGAACUCCCUCUCACAGAUAAAGGAAAUUCAGAGGGAUGUGGACAAACAUCGCGGUCAGAUGGAACUGCUGAACGUAGCUGCUGACAGUCUUCUAGAGGUGGCCACAGCAGAUGUGGGUGAAGUCAAUGAAGAGAAGACUGUUAUCGGGAAGAAUAUAGAUAAGUUGACAGAAGGUUUGCAGCUCAAGAAAGAAACCCUUGAGAAGCUCUCGCAGAGGUUGAAAGAGUUCAGCGAAGCACAUAAAGACAUCUCAGACCAAAUCGAGGGUGCCAGAAAGCAGCUCGAAUCUCAAGCUGGUCUUGGUGUCCAAGGUUUUAGUAACAAGAACCUAACCAACAUGAAGUCUGUGCAGAAAAAUCUCGAGUGUUUGCAGAACCAGAUAGACGACCUCAAAAGCCUGGCUCAAAGUUUGGUAGUGGAUGUACCAGAAGUUGAUGGGGUGAUAGAUCUCCUCCUUCAGGCAGACACCUUGGAGAAAGAGCACGACUCCAUCAGUAAAUCAACUGAAGAGCAGUGCUCCACAUUGGAGAACAAAAUGCAGGGCAUUGGACAGUUUCAGGACAGCACCCGGGAGAUGUUCACCACCUUUGCAGACCUGGACGAUGAAUUGGAUAAUAUGGGCCCAGUAUCCCGAGACCUGAAAACUCUCCAAGAUCAACAAGGAACCAUUCAGAGCUUUGUGAAAAAACUCCAGGAUCUGAUGACCAACACAACCAGUGCCCAAAACAACUGCAAGAAGAUGCUUGAGUCAGAGGCUUCACCAGAUCUUCUGGGCCUGAAGAGAGACCUCGAGGCCCUGAGCAAGCAGAGUGGCAAACUGAUGGAUCGGGCCAUUGGGAGGAAAGAGCAGGUUGAGGAUACACUGAAACAUCUGGGGGAGUUUUACCACAAGCUGGAUACGGUCUCAAAAGAAAUAGCUGGUGCAAAGAAGAAAGAGGAAUCCCAAGGAACUGUUGGAAUGGAGACAGAUGUCAUUAACCAGCAGCUGGAGGCUUUCAAGGUUUUCCAGAAAGAGACGAUUGAGUCACUCCAAACGCAAUUGCAAGAGCUGAACUGGUUAGGCCAGGGGCUUAUUCAAAAUGCUUCCAAAGGAACCAGCACCAAAUCGCUUGAACACGACCUGGAGGAGGUCAAUACGAGAUGGAACACCCUGAACAAAAAGGUAGCAGAACGUUCGGUGCAGCUUCAUGAAGCCUUGCUGCACUGUGGAAGGUUUCAGGAUGCUCUCGAGUCGCUGUUCAGCUGGCUUAAAGAUACGGAAGAACUGGUGGACAGUCAGAAGUCUCCAUCAGCAGAGUUUAAAGUUGUUAAAGCACAAAUACAAGAACAGAGGCUCUUACAGAAACUUCUGGACGACCGCAGACCCACGGUGGAGCUUAUUAAGAAAGAGGGGGCGAAAGUGAUAGAGAUGGCUGACUCUGUGGAUAAGGAGAAGAUUGGAAAAGAGAUUGAUAUCCUGGGGAAGAGAUGGGAUGCUCUGCUAAAGAAAGCUGAGAACAGACACAAGCAGUUGGAGAGCAUUUUGGGGGUGGCCCAACAGUUCCACGAGACCCUGGAACCACUAACAGAAUGGCUCACUGCUACCGAGAAAUGCCUGGCCACUUCCGAGCCCAUCGGCACCCAAACAUCUAAGCUUGAGAAGCAGAUCUCUCAGCAUAAGGCUUUAGAGGAGGAGAUUAUAGGGCACGGUAAAAGCUUGUACCAGGCCAUGAGUCUCGGUCAGGCUCUGCGCUCACUCAGCUGUGUGGAUGAUAAAGAGCUCAUCCAAAGUAAACUGGACAGCACUCAGGGCAGCUACAUCGAGCUGCAGGAACGCUGCCGCACCAAAGCCGAGCUGCUUCAGAGGGCCCUGGCUAACACUCGGCUGUUUGGAGAGGACGAGGUAGCGUUAAUGAACUGGCUGGACGAAAUCCACGGCAGACUGGGACACGUCUCUGUCCAGGAUUAUACACUGGGCGUACUGGCAAAACAGCACUCUGACCAGCUGGCCCUUCAUGAGGAUAUCGAGUUCAGGAGACAGCAUGUUGAACAGGCUCUGCAGAAUGGACUCGAGCUGCUCAAGCAAACCACAGGUGAUGAAGUCAUCAUUAUCCAGGGCAAACUGGACGGAAUAAAGACAAGAUAUGCCGACAUAAGCACAAUGAGCAGUGAUGUACUGAAGACCCUGGACAAGGCUCUGUCUCUGGCUGAUAAGGUACAACAUACACACGAGGAGCUGCGCGUCUGGUUGGAGAAGGUGGAGUCUGAAUUAGCUACGUUUGGAGCUCAGGAACCAGUGGGAGAACAACUCAGUCAGGUGCAAGAGAGGCAGAAAGCAUUAAUGAUGGAGGUUCAAGAGCACAAGUCAGCAGUAGAGACGCUGAACGAUGUAAGCAGCGCUCUGUUAGAGCUGGUGCCAUGGCGUGCCCGAGAGGGGCUUGACAAACUGAUCACAGAGGACAACGAGCGCUACAGGGCAGCUAGCGAUGCCAUCUCUCAGCAUGUGGACCAGACCGGAGCGGCCAUCUUAAAAUCCCAGCAGUUUGAGCAGGCUGCAGACUCUGAAUUAGCCUGGCUGACUGAAGCCGAGAAGAAGUUGUCAUCUAUGGGGGACAUUAAACUGGAGACGGAGCAGACCACAGCUCAGCUGCAAGCGCAGAAGGGCUUUUCCAUGGACGUUAUGAGGCAUAAAGAUAGCGUGGAUGAUAUCACCAAGUCAGGCGAAGCGUUAAUGAACAGCAAAGACGAGACUGAGAAACAAGUUCUAAAGACUAAGAUCCAGGCUCUGGUGGAGAAGUACAACGUGGUGAGUCAGUUGAACUCAGAGCGCUGUCUGCAGCUGGAGAGAGUACACUCCCUGGCCUGCCAGUUCUGGGAGACCUUCGAGGAGCUGUGGCCAUGGUUGCAGGAAACCCGGGCCAACUUCACCCAGCUUCCUUCACCCGGCAUUAAGUACGACACUCUCAGACAGCAACAAGAGGACCUGCGGCAAAUGAGGGAGCUGAUUGCAGAGCACAAACCCCACAUAGACAAAAUGAACAAAACGGGUCCCCAGCUGGUGGAGAUCAGUCCCCUGGAGGGUGAAACCAUCAGGGAGAAAUAUCAGGCCACGGAUAAGUUGUAUGCACAGCUAAAAGCAGAUGUUAAGCAGAGAGCCGCUGCCCUGGACGAGGCCAUCUCUCAGUCUGCUCAGUUCCAUGAUAAGAUCGACCCCAUGCUGGAGUCCCUGAAUCGUAUAGCGGAACGCUUGCGCCAGCCCCCCUCCAUCUCAGUGGAGGUGGAAAAGAUCCGCGAGCAGAUUUCUGAGAACAAAGCCGUGAAUGUAGACCUGGAGAAACUGCAACCGUCUUAUGAAACUCUGAAACAGCGAGGAGAAGAUAUGAUCACUCGCUCAGAAGGUGCAGAUAAAGACCUGUCAGCUAAAGCCGUACAAGACAAACUGGAUCAGAUGGUAUUUGUGUGGAAUGACAUCCACGCUCUUCUGGAGGAGAGGGAAGCUAAACUUCUCGAUGUGAUGGACCUGGCUGAGAAGUUCUGGUGUGACCACUGUGCUCUGAUCAUCACUAUCAAAGACACGCAAGACCUGCUGAAAGACCUGGAGGAACCUGGAGUCGAUCCUUCUGUUGUUAAACAGCAACAGGAGUUGGUGGAGGUGUACAGAGAAGAGAUCGAUGGGCUUCAAGACGAACUGAACGUGGUCCAGAAUCUAGGAGCUGAACUGAUGACAGCCUGUGGAGAACCAGACAAGCCUGUCAUCAAAAAGAGCAUUGAUGAGGUGAACACGGCAUGGGAGACUCUGAAUAAGACGUGGAAGGAGAGAGUGGACAGACUCGAGGAGGCCAUGCAGGCAGCUGUGCAGUUCCAGGAUUGUCUUCAGGGCAUGUUCGACUGGGUGGAUAUUUUGGAGGGUAAACUGGAUUCCAUGUCGCCUGUGGGCACAGACUUGGAAACUGUAAAACAGCAGAUUGAGGAGCUCAAGGUGUUCAAAGGUGAGACAUACCAGCUUCAGAUUGAGAUGGAGAGACUAAAUCACCAGGCAGGACUGCUACUGAAAAAAGUCCUGGAGGAGUCAGAUCGCAUUGCCAUUCAGGAGCCUAUGAAUGAACUCAAAAUGCUUUGGGAGAAUCUGGAUGAGAAGGUCAUCAGUAGACAGCACAAGUUGGAGGGAGCCUUGCUGGCAUUAGGGCAGUUCCAGCAUGCUCUGGAUGAGCUUAUGACCUGGCUGACUAAUACUGAAGAGCUGCUUAGUGGACAGAAGAAAACCAGUGGCGACCCCAAAGCUAUCGAGAUAGAACUCGCCAAACAUCAUGUGCUGCAUAAUGACGUUUUGGCCCAUAAGACCACGGUGGAGGCGGUUAACAAGGCUGGCAGAGACCUGAUUGAGUCCAGUGCAGGAGAGGAGGCAUGCAGCCUGCAGAACAAGCUGGAAAACCUUAACCAACGCUGGACACAGAUCCUGGAGAAGACUGAGAAGAGGAGGCAUCUUUUGGACAACGCCUUACUCCAGGCCCAAGGUUUCCAUGGGGAAGUUGAAGAUAUGCAGCAAUGGCUGAAAGACACCGAAUGUCAGCUGUUAGCAUCAAAAGCAGUUGGAGGCCUACCAGACACGGCCCACGAGCAGCUUAACACCCAUCUGGAAUUAUGUAGUGCAGUGGAGAUAAAGGAAGAACUCUACCAGCAGCUUCUUCACAAAGGUCAGAAGCUGAUCGCCUUGACCCCAGAGAACCAGGACAGCAGUAUUGAGCAGGACCUUCACAACCUUCAAGAAAAGUGGGAGAGCGUUCAGGCCAAAGUGGCUGAGAGGAAGGUGAAACUGGAAGAGGCAUUAGCGAUGGCCACAGAUUUUCAUAAUUCUCUGCAGGACUUCAUUAACUGGCUGACUCAAGCAGAGCAGAUGCUGAACAUGGUGUCUUCAGCCUCCCUCAUCCUGGAAACUAUCUUGUUCCAGAUUGAUGAACAUAAGAUCUUUGUGACUGAGGUCAACUCGCACCGGGAUCAGAUCAUCGAACUGGAUAAGACAGGCACCCAUUUGAAAUACUUCAGCCAGAAACAGGAUGUGGUCCUCAUCAAAAACCUGCUCUUGAGUGUGCAAAGCCGCUGGGACAAAGUAGUGCAGCGUUCGGUGGAGCGAGGACGCCUGCUGGAUGAUGCGAGGAAACGUGCGAAGCAGUUCCAUGAGAGCUGGACCAAGCUGAUGGAGUGGCUCGAAGAGUCCGAGAGAGCGUUGGACUCAGAGCUGGAGAUCGCUAAUGACCCGGACAAGAUCAAAACGCAGCUGGCUCAGCACAAGGACUUCCAAAAAGCUCUGGGUGCCAAGCAUUCAGUGUACGAUACUACCAGCCGUACAGGUCGAGCCUUGAAGGACAAGACCUCGCUCCAGGAUGACAACCAGAAAUUGGAUGAUAUGCUUUGUGAGCUCAGGGACAAAUGGGACACAAUUUGUGGCAAGUCUGUGGAAAGACAGAACAAGCUGGAAGAAGCUCUGCUCUUUUCAGGCCAGUUCACUGAUGCUCUCCAGGCUUUGAUUGACUGGCUUUAUAAAGUUGAGCCUCAGCUGGCAGAGGACCAGCCCAUCCACGGAGACAUCGAUUUGGUGCUCAACCUCAUCGACAGCCACAAGGUGUUUCAGAAGGAGCUCGGGAAGAGGACCGGCUCCGUACAGGCUCUGAAACGUUCAGCUCGUGAUCUGAUCGACUGCAGCCACGAUGACUCUUCCUGGGUCAAAGUUCAGAUGCAGGAGCUGAGCUUGCGAUGGGAGACGGUGUGCAACCUCUCUGUGCUCAAACAGACACGACUGGAACAAGCUCUGAGUCAGGCAGAGGAGUUUCACUCAACCGUUCAUAUCCUGCUCGAGUGGUUGGCUGAAGCAGAGCAGAGCCUCCGAUUCCACGGGUCUCUGCCUGAGGAUGAGAAAGCCCUGCGUGGCCUGAUUGAACAGCACAAAGAAUUCAUGAAGAACCUGGAAGAAAAGGGUGUGGCUCUGGGCAAAGCCAUCAGCAUGGGUGAAGCUAUUUUAGCUAUAUGUCAUCCAGACUCUAUCACCACUGUAAAACACUGGAACACCAUCAUUAGAGCUCGCUUCGAGGAGGUCACAGCGUGGACUCGGCAGCACCAACAUAGGUUAUCUAAUGCUCUGGGCGAGCUUAUGGCCACUCAGGAGCUCCUGGAGAACCUGCUGAGCUGGUUACAGUGGGCAGAAACCGCACUCACUGAGAAAGACAAGGAGGCACUGCCUCAGGAGAUCGAAGAGAUCAAAGCUCUCAUCACUGAUCAUCAGAACUUCAUGGAGGAGAUGACAAGAAAACAGCCAGAUGUGGACAAAGUCACUAAAACUCAUAAAAGAAAAGCCACAUCUGAUCCUCCAGUUCAGUCUCAGAUUCCAGUACUGGAUAAAGCGAGAACAGGCCGAAAGAGAUCCCAGGUGCAGUCCAUGUAUCCAGCAGCAGUCCAGGCUCCGAUAGAGACUAAGAACCCCAGAGUGAACCUGCUGGUCAGUAAAUGGCAGCAGGUCUGGCUUUUGGCUCUUGACCGGAGAAGAAAACUGAACGAUGCACUGGACCGACUUGAGGAGCUGAAGGAAUUCGCCAAUUUCGACUUCGACGUCUGGAGGAAACGCUACAUGCGAUGGAUGAACCACAAAAAAUCCCGAGUCAUGGACUUCUUCCGCCGCAUGGAUAAGGAUCAGGAUGGCAAAGUCACCAGGCAGGAGUUUAUCGACGGGAUUCUUUCUUCAAAGUUUCCCACCAGCCGACUGGAGAUGAGCGCUGUAGCGGAUAUUUUUGACCGCGAUGGUGACGGCUACAUCGACUACUACGAGUUUGUUGCUGCCCUGCACCCGAACAAAGACGCCUACAAACCGCUUACUGAUGCUGAUAAGAUAGAAGACGAGGUGACACGGCAAGUAGCAAAGUGCAAGUGCCCUAAACGUUUCCAAGUGGAGCAAAUUGGUGCAAACAAAUACCGGUUCUACCUUGGAAACCAGUUUGGUCUGGUUCACUGCUUACAUGAUCCGUUAAUCGCCGAUGAGAGUAUAACAAACAGGGAGAAUCAAAAUCUAAACUCCCAACUGCACGUUGCUGUUUUGGAAAGCUGUAUCCUGUUUGGAGACUCGCAGCAGCUCAGGCUGGUGCGGAUCCUGCGCAGCACUGUUAUGGUGCGAGUGGGAGGAGGGUGGAUGGCUCUGGAUGAGUUCCUGGUCAAGAACGACCCGUGUAGAGUUCAUCACCACGGGAGUAAAAUGUUGCGCUCGGAAUCAAACUCGUCCAUUACUCAGUCUCCUAUAGGUUGGCAACUCUCACACUUUCUCUCCUUGCUCCAUCCCAGUGCUAAAGGUAGGACCAACGUGGAGUUGCGCGAGAAGUUCAUUCUCCCGGAAGGGACCACGCAAGUGAUGGCCAGCUUUCGCUACAGAGGUCGAAGAUCUCGGCCGUCCUCUAGAGGUGCCUCUCCGAACAGGUCGAACUCCAGCCACAGUUGUCCUGCUCAGCCCAACCUUCCUGCACCUGGAACACCCAAGACUCUCCAACAUUUAACCCGCAAUUACGAUAAACCCUGGCUGACAAACAGCAAAUCAGCUACUCCUUUAAAGUCAUCAGACUCUUUCGAGAGCCAGGGGUCGUCCAAUGAGAGUACGCCCAUCCAAGGCAGCAAGCUCCGGUUGCCUGGCUAUCUGUCAGGAAAAGGUUUCCAGUCUGGAGACGAGGGAACCCUGAUAAACAAUGCAAUUCUGAAAGCUAGGAAUUAUGCUGCAGGACACAGUAAGAUUCCCAGCAGGCCCGGCAGUAAGGCAGGGAGCCGCGGAAGCAGCCGGCGAGGAAGCGACGCCUCUGACUUUGACAUUUCCGAUAUCCAGUCCGUCUGCUCGGACAUGUCGGAGACGGUGAUGGACUCCACAAGGCCACGCUCUUCUCCACGCCAGCCUGGAGUCAAACCCUCCAAAAUCCCUACGCCGCAGAGGAGGAGCACGGCCAGCAGCAAACUGGCCAAGACCACGGCCAAGAGAUAGUCAGCAGCUGGAUUCUAUCUUCACAGCACUCUGCUGGAACACAAAAAACUGGACUUCUGAAGACACUCAACAAAAACACUGCAAAACGUCCGUAUUUAAGUAGCAAGUUGUACAUUACAACAGGGAAAAAAAAAAAAAAAAACCUGUAGCAAGUUGUAAAUUAUUCCAAAGGAGAAACGAGGUGAUGUAAGUGGGAUUGAUGACGUGCGAGUGGAACAUGACAGUUUUCGUGUAAUUUUGUUGUGUAUUUUUAAUUUCUGUGAAAUAAUGUCGCAUCAGAUUUUAUUUGAUUUUAUUGUAUCGCUGCUACAGCCGGAGACGAUAACAAGCACUUGCAGGAGAAAAAGAACUGUACAUCGUGACGCUAAACAACAAAUCUUUUUCCACAUUCUCGGACUGAGUUCACGUCAGAAAGCUGAAUGUACCGCAGAAAUCUCCGCAAGCUUGCGAGUAAUAUUACGCCGCUACGAUUCCUCCUGACUAUUUAUUCAUCUAUUUAAAGUGCAAUGAUGUGUUGCUGGAAUGCGUUUUUUUUUUUUUUUAAAGGGCAAAACUAACUAAUGGUAACUGCUGCAAGUGAUCCUCCUCAAACACUACAUGCAAAAAAAAAAAGGAACCCAACAUCGAACCAGUGCAUCAUAUCCACCUGCUGCAUAAUGUUUUAAGUUCUUAAUCCUAUCAUUGUGUGCCAUUUAACCUUGACAGGAACCUUCUACGGUUCCAACUAGAAGAUAUUCAUAAGUGCGUUCAUGUCUGUGUACUGUAUGAACCCCGUGUCAGUGGAUUAAUCGCAUAACAUUUUUUUUUUGUAAUAAAGCUGCUUGCAAAAAAGCUAUGGCAGUAUUAAAAAAAACAAAACAAA
Molecule: messenger RNA, 26830 nt
Organism: Silurus meridionalis
Lineage: Eukaryota; Metazoa; Chordata; Actinopteri; Siluriformes; Siluridae
Gene: dst
Product: dystonin
Exons: 106
Coding region: 460-25968 (8502 amino acids)
Biological process (GO): wound healing; intermediate filament bundle assembly
Cellular component (GO): cell junction; cytoskeleton; keratin filament
Molecular function (GO): microtubule binding; structural molecule activity; calcium ion binding
Source: RefSeq, a predicted model, not a curated record